GCCAUCUUCAGCAUCAAAGCAAAGCAAAGGAGGUGCUUCUUUUCGAGAGAUAAGAGCUAGAGAAAUGGCACACCGGCCGAUCAAUGCAUUCACUUCUUUUAUCUUGCUUCUUGGGGUAUUCACCACAAAAUUCACAGUAGUAUUGGCUGCUUGGCUGCAAGCCCAUGCAACUUUCUACGGCGGAAGCGAUGCUUCAGGAACCGCGGGGGGUGCGUGUGGUUAUGGAAACCUCUACACAGACGGUUAUGGCAUAGAGACUGCAGCUCUGAGCACGGCUUUAUUCAACGAUGGCAAGUCAUGCGGUGGUUGCUAUCAGAUGGUCUGUGAUGCAAGCAAGGUGCCCCAGUGGUGCCUCAAGGGCACCUCCAUUACCAUCACCGCCACCAAUUUUUGUCCUCCAAACAACGACCUACCCAGUGACAAUGGCGGCUGGUGCAAUCCUCCCCUCCCACACUUCGACAUGUCUCAGCCUGCAUUUGAGACAAUUGCCAAAUACAAAGCCGGAAUUGUUCCUAUUUUAUAUCAGAAAGUCGGAUGCAAGAGGAGUGGAGGCAUUAGGUUUACCAUCAACGGGAGAGAUUACUUCGAACUGGUUCUCAUAUCCAACGUAGGAGGAGUUGGAGAGAUCUCUAAUGUUUGGAUCAAAGGGUCGAAAUCAAGUACUUGGGAAACCAUGUCAAGAAACUGGGGUGUGAAUUGGCAGAGCCUUACCUAUCUCAACGGUCAGAGCUUGUCCUUCAGAGUCCAAACCAGCGAUGGACAAACACGCACAGCUCUUAACGUGGUGCCUUCCAAUUGGAAUUUUGGCCAGUCCUUCUCCAGCAACGUCCAAUUCUAGAUGGUGAUUCAAUAUAUAUACAUGCAACGUAUAUAUACACACACGAUAUAUGUUUUUCUUUUCUCCGUUAAUUUCUCACACAAUAUAUAAAUGUGAGAUUGUUUUUCUUUUUUUCUUUUUUCCUCUUUUUUAAAAUUGUUUUCAGGGUCGUGGCUCUGCGUUUUGCUGUGUAGCCCACCAAGUUUGGUAAACCCUAUAUAUAUACAUAUAAUAUUGUAAGCAGGAAAAGGCGACGUGGAUAUACUCGCUUGACAUAAAUAAAUAUAUCUAAUCCAUCUA
Carya illinoinensis is the source of this 1117-nucleotide messenger RNA. RefSeq names its product putative expansin-A17. The record is from RefSeq and is a predicted model, not a curated record. The transcript has 3 exons. Gene Ontology annotation, biological process: plant-type cell wall organization. The coding region runs from base 65 to 838 and encodes 257 amino acids. Gene Ontology annotation, cellular component: extracellular region. Lineage: Eukaryota; Viridiplantae; Streptophyta; Magnoliopsida; Fagales; Juglandaceae.